UGGAUACAUUCGUAUUUCUGAGCAAUCGAGAUAAGUUUUUCUACUAAAUGCAACUAGCAACAUCUGAUGAUCAUUUAAGUGUUUUUUUAAGAAAUGGACAGAACUAAUAAAAAAACAAUGCCUUAUUUUGUUCAGCCUAACAAGCCUGCUGAAGAGUCUUCUUUAGACACUUUGCUACCUGAUUUUCCAAGUGGCAUGAAUCUUUCUGAGCAAAUGGCAAUGUUUAGUGACCUAGCUAGUUUGACUGACGGGGAUUAUACAGAGAGAUUUGAAAUUGCUGCUUUGAUAAAGCGACGUCUUCGUUUUUAUUUUCCAAACUGUGAAGUUUUAUUGUUCGGCUCUACAGUAAAUGGUCUUGGUUUUAAAGGAUGUGAUUUAGAUUUACUCUUCUUGUCUUACCCACAAUAUAGCAAUACUCCUGAUGAUCCUGAAGAAAAAGUAUCCUUAAAGGUUAGACUAAAAGACAUAAAUUUAAGACUAAUUUCAAAAGAAACACUUCUGAAACUGGAUGAAACAUCACUUUUGCAGUUUAUCAAACAAGAACUUUUCAGAGUGAGAGAAAUUAGAAAAUUAAUUUAUAUUCCUGCAAAACAUCCAAUUUUGAACUUCAAUGCAGGAGAAUCCUCAAUUACUUGUGAUUUAUCCGCUAGCAACAGGCUUGUGUUUUAUAAUUCAGCGCUGCUGAACUUUUUUUUAAAGAUUGAUCGCAGGGUGAAGCUGCUAGCUAUGUGCCUUCGCUUUUGGGCUAAAAAGUUGAAUUUUAUAAAGAAAGGAGAAUUCACAAGCUAUGCUUUUACACUCAUGAUAAUAUUUUUCCUUCAAAAUGUUCAACCUCCAAUUUUGCCAUCUGUGAAACAACUUAGUGACAGUAGUGGAUACUCACGAAUGGUAGAUGGCUGGGAGUGUUCUUUUACUGAAGAUUUACAAGGAUUACAUUCUGAAAAUGAGGAAACACCUGAUGUUCUACUUUUGAAGUUUUUUGCAUUUUACUGGCAGUUAAACUUCACCAGCAAUGUAAUUAGUACGUACGUUGGCAAGGCUAUUCCUGUGAAAGAUCUAUUGAACUUUAGUGACGAAAGAAUGAAACAGUUUGAGGUGUCCCCUAUAUGUGUUCAAGAUCCUUUUAUAUUGUCCAAGAAUGUUACUGCUAAUGUAAAUCAUAUUGCAGUUCAUUCUUUCAAACAAGCCAUGGUUGAAGCAUAUAAUAUGUUGCAGAAAGCUGGGAAUGAACUGCAGUUAACUCAUUUUUUCAACCUGAAAAGGUUUGAAUAUUCGAAACAUUCGUCAGGUGGGAGUCGUAUAAUUGUGAUACAUCCGAGUCUUGAUGAUUUUCAACUAUUUGAGAAUGAAAAUCAAUGGUACUCUGAAGUGGCUUGGGGAGUACACGAAGUUCUGGACUUUGUGCUUCUAUUUGAAUGUGAAGUUAUUGAUAUGGACAGCAGAAUGCCAAAUUCAUCAUUCCGAAAGAAUUUUACCUCAAAAGACUUCAAUCUAAAUGUAACGGAAGAUUCCAAAGAUUUUCCUUUGAUGCAGAAUGAUCCUGUAAUGUUUUCUGAAAUGCUUUCCAAAAAUAUUGAAGUUGAGCUUGACCUUCUAUUGUCCAUCCAGUGUUCAGUGUAUCUUCGCACAUGGUUUAAUCGUAAAAAUAUUAGCGAAGCAUUUCAAGGUGAAACCGAUGAGGUGCUAAAUGGCAAAAAUGUUAGUGGAACAGUAGAAAGUGAAGCCUUAAAUCCUGUUUUACGUCAGGAACGUUCCAUCUCUAAUGCGAUACUUGCUAGUAGUCCUCUACUAACCUGCUCAGAGCCCAUGCUUUGGUUUCGGUGUGACAUUUAUAAAUAUAAUAAGAAAGAACUGUCAGAUAUUGUUGUGAUGCUUGUACCACUUAAGCCAGCCAAAGAGAUAACUGCUGUAUUUAUGUUUCUGCAUAGUUUUCUACCAAAGACUGUGAUAAGAUAUUUAAGAUCUAUGAAGCAAUCUGCUGAGUCAUAAAAUCGAAUGUAUUUGAUGUGCACAGUACUGUUGUUGGGAAGGAAUUAUUUGGGAUAACACACCUAUUUACAGGAUAGAUGCAUUUUUGUUGGACCAAAAAACAGGUCAGUUUAGAUUAUUUUUGCCUACUAUUAUUUUUUUAUAUGAAAAAGGAUCAAACAAGCUUUGUGGUACAAUAUGAUUAAAGUGAAAAGCCAAUGUAAAUAAAGCACAAAUUCUGAAGAAAAUACAGUAAACAGGUAUUUUAAGGCUACAAUGGGAUCUCUUCAUCAGUGCAAAAAGUUCACUGCACAGCCAGAAAGUCGCGAGAGAACUGACUCGUGACUUAACUAAACAGCCCUCUCCUGA
Molecule: messenger RNA, 2337 nt
Organism: Uloborus diversus
Lineage: Eukaryota; Metazoa; Arthropoda; Arachnida; Araneae; Uloboridae
Product: speckle targeted PIP5K1A-regulated poly(A) polymerase-like
Exons: 8
Coding region: 94-1989 (631 amino acids)
Molecular function (GO): poly(A) RNA polymerase activity
Source: RefSeq, a predicted model, not a curated record